CUCCUCCUUAUUACACUACAUGCAAGUUUGCCUUAUAAGUUCUAACACAACACAGAAAACAGUGUGUGACCAGGGUCAUUUAUAAUGGAUCUGGGCUGCAAAAUCAGGAUUUCCUAGGAAAAGUCCAAGACUGGAAGAUUCUUCUGUGUGGCGUGAUUGGUCAGUCUGUCACUGGCUGAAGAAGUAGAAAGGAAACUCCGUAAAUUGGCUUAAACAAUCAGAGGAAGGACUUGGAAAGCAAUUUAAGUUCUACACAGAAAGCUUUUAAAAUCAAAGGCAUUUUCUCAGGAGAUCGGCAACAGUGUUCUUGGAAUGAUCGGUUUUAUAUAAGAAUCCUUCAAAACAUUAACAGAAUUUAACAGACUUUCUAUCCAUAAAUGGCGACUCUUUGACGCUGACCAACUUCUGCUAAAAUGAAGUGGCUUUGCAAACUGGAAGAUUCCGAAAAUUUCUGGGAUGUGAAUAAGACUUGGCACACAGAUAACCCUGACUUCUCCCAAUGUUUUCACAACUCGGUCUUAUUUUGGAUACCAUGUAUUUAUCUCAACGCCUGCUUGCCUUUCUACGUUCUCUACCUCAGAAAUCAUGGACAAGGAUAUAUCCGGAUGUCACGACUCAAUAAGGCAAAAACGCUUCUGUCUGCGUUGCUGACGUUAAUCUGUUAUACAGAACUUUUUUACACACUCUGGAAUGUCACUCACAAUAUCCCUGAACCACCGGUUCUCCUCAUCAGCCCAUUGGUUCUUGGCACAACCAUGCUUAUUACCACUUGUUUGAUACAGUAUGAAAGGGUGAAAGGCGUCCGUUCAUCCUCCCUCUUGCUGUUUUUCUGGGUUUUGACCUUGAUGUGUGCGAUCGUCCAACUGCGAAGUAAAAUCAUAGCCCUCUCAAAGGAUUCACAGGCUGACCCACUACAUUUCACCCUUUUUGUGCUGUACUUCAUAAUGGUGUUGGUCCAGUGCAUACUAUGUAUAUUCAACGAUAAGCCACCAUUUUUCUCCAAUAUAAGGAAAGAAUCGAACCCAUGCCCAUUGUUGAAUGCGUCUUUCCUUUCUCAAGUCACAUUUAGCUGGUUCACAGAGAUAAUGUUUAGAGGUUACAAGCAGCCACUGAAAGAUGAAGACAUCUGGUUGCUGAGAAAAUCAGACAGAGCUGAAGAAAUUUUAGCUAAAUUUUCUAAAGCUAUACAGAAAGAAUGGCAUAAGGUUAAACCGUUGCACGCGGUCACAGAGUUCUCUUCUCCAUUGCCUUUGGAGAAUCAUAAUCGAAUAUCCCAGGAGAUCAAGGAAGAGAAAGAGGUUCUCCUUAAAAGUCCAAGCAUGCAGAUGACCAGACAAUCCCUUUUGAAAAUUAUAGUGAAAACAUUUGGAAUGCAAUACCUUCUGACUACUAUACUUAUGGUUUUGUUUACUGCAUUUCUGUUUAUAAGUCCUCAGCUUAUGAGCUUACUGUUGGCUCAAUUAAAGAAUCCUUCUGCUCCAUCCUGGCAAGGCUUUUUAGUGGCAGCUCUCCUGCUCAUUUGUCCUUGCUGCCAAUCCCUUUUUCUUCACCAACAUGAUUAUAUUUGUUAUGUCAUUGGGAUGAGACUCCGGUCAGCAAUAAUAGGCAGCGUGUAUAAGAAGGCAUUGGUCAUUUCCAGUGCCGGAAGGAAAAGUUGUUCAGCAGGUGAAAUUGUUAACCUGAUCUCAACGGACAUACAGAAGCUGAUGGAUCUUGCCACGUGUUUGAAUUAUGUGUGGUCUGCACCUUUUACAAUCAUUGUGGCAAUGUACUUCCUGUGGCAGACUUUAGGUGUUGCAGUAUUUGCUGGUGUAGGAGUGUUUAUUUUAAACCUUCCAUUUAUGACGGCAUUUGGCGUAGUUUUAAAAAAAUUGCAGGAAGAACAAAUGAAACAAAAGGACAGCCGUAUCAAACUGAUUUCAGAGAUCCUUCAGGGUAUUAAGGUUCUCAAGCUCUACGCGUGGGAGAAUGCAUUCAUGAAGAAAGUUAAUGAGUUCAGGAUCCAGGAGAUGAAAGCUGUGAAAAUGGGGGCACUUAUGCUUUCUGGAGCACUUGCCGUAUUUGUGGCCUCUCCUUUUUGGGUUGCAUUAACCAUGUUUGGAGUCUUCCUGACAGUUGAUGAUCAAAAUGUUCUUGAUGCCCAGAAAGCCUUUGUCACCAUCAUUUUGCUGAACAUUCUGAGGAUUCCAUUGCGCAUGUUUCCACUGGCGCUCACCUUGUCUGUACAGUCUUCUGUUUCCCUGAAACGUUUGGCCAAGUAUUUCUCGGAGACCGAACUGGAAGAAGGAAACGUGGAGACAAUUGAUUCCUCAAGCAAAAAUGACGUCACUGUAGAGGAUGGUACAUUUACUUGGGCAUGUUCAGAGCCACCAUCUCUCAGGGGCAUCAAUAUAACCAUCCCGAAAGGCUCUCUUGUUGCAGUUGUUGGUCCAGUUGGUUGUGGGAAGACCUCAUUGCUUUCUGCGUUACUUGGUGAGAUGGAGAAAGUUGAAGGUCGUGUUGCUACGAAGGGUUCCAUAGCAUAUAUCCCCCAACAAACAUGGAUUCCUAAUGCAACCUUUAAGGAAAACAUUAUUUUUGGAGGCGAAUUUAAGAAAGAUUGGUACGAUCGUGUUAUCAGUGCCUGUGCCUUGCUCCCAGAUCUUAAAAUUCUGUCUGGAGGAGAGAAUACGGAAAUAGGUGAAAAAGGAGUGAACUUGUCAGGAGGACAGAAGCAGAGAAUCAGCAUUGCUCGAGCCGUCUAUAGGAACUGUGAUGUCUAUUUGUUGGAUGACCCACUGUCUGCCGUAGAUGCUCAUGUAGGACAACACCUGUUUGAACAAGUCAUUGGACCUAAUGGCUUACUCAAGAAUAAAACCCGUAUUCUGGUAACUCAUGGGGUCAGCUUCCUGCCACAAAUGGACAAGAUUAUUGUUCUGUCUGAAGGACGAAUCUCAGAAGUUGGUUCUUACUAUGAGCUUCUACAGAGAAAUGGUUCAUUUGCUGAAUUCCUCCAGACGUAUGCUUCUAAUUCAGAGCAGGACGAAGAAGAAAAAUCAGAAGAAACUAGUGAAGCUGUGCAAGGAGUGAAAUGUAAGAAUGGAACCAAGAAGGCAGCUGGUGAUUAUGCUGCAAGGAAGGAAUUACACCCAGAGAUUGAUGAUAUAGAAAUAGAGGAUAAUAUAGGUGAUGGGAAACUAACGGAGGCAGAUGUUGCUCUCACUGGAAGGGUUAAACUAUCAGUGUAUUUGGACUAUCUGAAGAUGAUGGGGAAAUGGUACCUUAUCUUCAGUGCUAUAUUUUUCAUCAUCCAACAAGUAGCUGCAUUAGGUCAUAACUACUGGAUUGGAUUGUGGGCUGAUGAUCCCGUGAUUAAUGGAACUCAGCAAAACAAAAACAUGCGACUUGGGGUAUACAGCUUUUUGGGGAUUUUGCAAGCUGUUGGGAUUUUUGCUGCAUCUGCCUCCAUUAUAAUUGGUGGAGUGUCUGUCUCUCGUAAACUGCACACAAGAUUACUCUACAGCGUCCUCCGGUGUCCUCUAAGCUUUUUUGAAAAGACACCAAGUGGAAACUUGACUAACCGAUUUUCCAAAGAAAUGGAUACUAUAGACAAUAUAGUGCCCCAGAUACUGAUGAUGUUUUUAAUAAUGACUCUGACCAUAGUGGAGAUUCUGUUGGUCAUUGCCCUGGCCACACCGCUUGCGGCUGUAGCUUUCAUACCUCUAGGAUUGUUGUAUUUCUUUCUUCAGAGAUUUUAUGUAGCCACAUCCCGCCAGCUGAAACGCCUGGAUUCUGUGAGUAAAUCCCCUCUCUACACCCAUUUUAAUGAAACCUUGCAAGGCGUUAAUGUCAUCAGAGCUUUUAAAGAACAAGAACGCUUCAUACAAGAGAGCAAUCUCCGGCUAAACACCACUCAGCGCUUCUAUUUUUCCAGCUUUGUUGCUAAUCGGUGGCUGAGUGUACGCUGUGACCUGCUAAGUAAUUUCAUAGUAUUCAUAGUGGCUGUUGUAGGUGUACUAUUCAGAGAGAGCAUUACACCUGGACUUGUUGGCCUAGCUGUGGUGAAUUCAUUACGGCUGACCAGUGUUUUAAAAGAGGCGGUUCAUACUGCGACUGACUUGGAAACCAAUUCAGUAGCUGUGGAGCGGGUAAAGGAGUAUUGUGAUGCUGAACCAGAGGCUCAGUGGACUUCAGAUCACGCUUCUGAACUCGAUAACUGGCCAAGUGCUGGUAGAAUUGAAUUCCAGAAUUAUGGUUUGAAGUAUAGGAAAGACCUAGACUUUGCUCUGAGGAAUGUAACUGCAGUUUUCCAGCCAGGAGAAAAGGUUGGAAUAGUGGGAAGAACUGGAGCUGGGAAGUCUUCUCUUACUCUUGGUCUGUUCCGAAUUCUUGAGCCUGCAACAGGAAAAAUCUGUAUUGAUGAAACCGACAUUUCAAAGUUAGGUCUUCAUGAACUUCGAUGUAAAAUAACAAUCAUUCCCCAGGACCCAGUGUUAUUUUCCGGCUCUUUAAGAAUGAAUCUGGAUCCAUUUGAUAAUUACUCUGAUGAAAACAUUUGGGUGGCUUUGGAGUUGUCUCACUUGAAAUCAUUUGUGGCCAGUUUGCCCGAUGGACUAGAUUACAUUUGUUCUGAAGGAGGAGAAAACCUGAGUGUUGGCCAAAGGCAAUUGGUAUGUUUGGCAAGAGCUUUGCUUCGGAAGACCAAGAUCCUGGUGUUGGAUGAAGCUACGGCAGCAGUGGAUUUGGAGACAGAUGAUCUCAUCCAGUCGACCAUCAGAAGAGAGUUUGAGGACAGCACGGUUAUAACCAUUGCUCAUCGACUCAACACCAUCAUGGAUUAUACAAGAAUAGUUGUUUUUGACAAAGGCGAAAUUGUGGAAUUUGACUCUCCUUCAAGACUUCUAGAAAAUAAAGGACUGUUUUAUUCUAUGGCCAGAGAUGCUAAUAUUAUUUAACCUAUCUGUUACUAGUGACAUAGCGUUAUACACAGCUCUGCAUACAUUUACACCAGCAAACAAAUAAAUCUGCUGAAUCUCUCAUCAUACAGUAUGUUUUUGGAAAAGGGGAUACAGAAAGUGGACAAAUCAUAAUGGACCAUUUCUACGUUUAUGAAGGAGACGGGAAAUAAUCUUCUAUUAGACAGUCCGAGAGCCUCUCACAAGCAGGAAUCCCUGCACAACUAUAAAUUCUUGAUUCCAUUGUCUCCUUCACUCAGGUUACAACUGACAAAUGCAGAAGUUUGCUUAGAACAUGAACAAGUGAUGCGCAAGGUGAAGACAUCACUGUGUUUUGUAGAAUGUAUGCCAUAUUAUCAGGCAUUGACAAAGGUAUUGUUAUACUAAUGAAGCUUAGUGCUCACUUGCCACCAUCUUGAAUCUUCUUUGCCGGUGUGUGUCAGUGUCUAUAUAUUGUAUGAUAUUAUGUUCUAGUCAUGGGAAGAGAGUUUGAAACCCUACAGAUUGGUCAACUUGGGAAUUUGUGAAUCGUACCCAUUUCAUCACUUUCUUGUCACUGUUAAAGCACAUGGCCUGAUUUAUCAAGGGAAAAUAUCUUGGGGCAUUCCAGAUAUGGAAGUGAAUGAAAUGUAUCACAAAGUAAAAUGUUAUAUUCUGUUGGAAGCUAGAGUUGAACUCUGGACACUAUUAAUGUUGCAGUGUGAUAUCAUUGAAGUAUUUUUAAAAAGUAGAUUUAUCUUGGUAUUAAGUGAGUUCAUAGGUUCAGGGCGUUAACAAACUAGCUCACAUGAGAACGACGACAUUAUAAAUACUUUGAUGUUACUAGCAGAUGACACUACCAGGGGACUCCUGGCACCCUAGCCAAUACAAAGCAGUAGUGGUUAUGGUGCCUAGAUAGUUCUUUAAUUUCUUUUGAGGUGUUUAGGUUAUUCAAGUUAGCUCUUUAAAUGAGAAAUUAGUUGUGGAGUACUUUUCAACCUCAAGCUUCCAUUGUUGUAAGCAGCUCUAUAUCUAAUCCAGCC
Molecule: messenger RNA, 5956 nt
Organism: Pelobates fuscus (common spadefoot toad)
Lineage: Eukaryota; Metazoa; Chordata; Amphibia; Anura; Pelobatidae
Product: multidrug resistance-associated protein 1-like
Exons: 32
Coding region: 414-4934 (1506 amino acids)
Biological process (GO): xenobiotic transport; glutathione transmembrane transport
Cellular component (GO): basolateral plasma membrane
Molecular function (GO): ATP binding; ATP hydrolysis activity; ABC-type xenobiotic transporter activity
Source: RefSeq, a predicted model, not a curated record